Closterium sp. Naga37s-1 is the source of this 2028-nucleotide messenger RNA. The record is from the annotation of a GenBank genome assembly. NCBI's taxonomy places the organism in Eukaryota, Viridiplantae, Streptophyta, Zygnematophyceae, Desmidiales, Closteriaceae.
AUGAUGUCUUACUCGCACUCAUCCCCGCUCCGCCCCUCCGCGCCCCACGCGCUCGACGCGCACCAGCGGAAAUCCCCCACCCCCCCGCCGCCCGCCGGUGCUGCGCAUCCGCCCUUCCGCGGACCAGCGCCAGCGCCUGGGUCUGCGCACUCCCCGCUCUCCGUGCGCGGCCCUCUCUCCGCCCCUCCCGUCUCUCACCCACAAUCACACCCCCCCACCUCACACCCGCUACAAUCACACCCGCCGUUUCUUCCCCCUCCUCCGCACUCCCCCCCGUCUCGCUCCUUACCCUCCCAUCCCCCUCCCUCUCACCCUCCCCCAUCGCUUCCCCACCCCCUAUCCCACCCGCCACAGUCACACCCGCCAUCGUCACACCCGCCACAGUUACACCCGCCUCUAUCGCGCCCCACUCACCCCCCGCCCGGGUACAGACCUCCCCCACAAGGCCCCCCCGGAACUGCCAAGCCGGCCAGCGGGGCAACCGGGGGAGCAGCAGGGGGGGCAGCGGGGGGGCCAGCAGCGGGGGGAAGGGGAGGGGUGGGUGCAGCGGGAGGGGCGUUAAUGUCAGGCUCAGGCGCUCCUUCUGCUGCCAACACCACUGCUACCACCACCACCACCACCACCACCACCACCACCACCACCACCACCACCACCACCACCACCACCACCACCACCACCACCACCACCACCACCACCACCACCACCACCACCACCACCACCACCACCACCACCACCACCACUACUAGCAGCAGCACCACCACCACCGCCAUUGGUGCCGCUAACAUCAGCACCGCUAGCAGCAGCAGCAGCAGCAGUGCGUUUGCAGCGCGCUCAUCCCCGCCGGUCAGCUUUCGCCGCAUGUCCAGCCUUGACGUCAAGACCUCUUUGGAUGGCCUCGCUGUGCUCGCUCGGCAGGGCUCGUGGCGGGCCAUAGUGGACAAGGUGGUGGAGGGUUACAAGCUCGCGGGGCUGGCGCAGCAGCUGGCGUUACGCGGUUACCACGUGCUGGCGCUGAUGAAGCUGCGCAUGUAUGGGGCAGCAGCAGAGGAGCUCACACUGUUAGGGAACCUUGACUCACCGCAGUACCGAUACGAGGCACACCCGGGCAUGUAUCCUGGGAGGAAAGGCUCCAUGCUGCCCUUUGCGCUGCGCUGCUCGCAGCAGAGCUGCCCCACCGCAUGGGCAACCCCGCACUCACCUUGGAACGACUGUGUGCUCUGCAGGCGUACUGCACAGCUAAGGCGGCAGGCAGUGCGGCACGCGCUCGUAUCCCACCACCUGGCGCAGCGAGACUACCCCACUGCACUCCUCUGGCUGCAGCGCCUCCUGCGCUACGAGCCGAGCAACGCCGCCCUGCUCUCGCGGUACGGCCUCGUUCGGCUGCAGCUGGGGGACGUGGAGGGCGCGAGCGCUGCGUUCGGAUUGGUGGAGAAAAUGGUGGUGCAUCGCGAGGUGGAGAUGGAGAGUGAGGGGGGGGGUGGGGGAGGAGGGGGGGAGGGGGCGGGGGAGGGGGAGGGAGGAGGGGAGGCAACAGGAGAUGCGAGUAACACAGCAGGAGCUGGAGCGGGAGCAGGAGGGGCAGGAGCAGGAGCAACAGGAGCAGGAGCAACGGGAGCAGGAGGGAGCGAUGGGGGUGUGGGGGCAGGGCGGGUGACAGCAGCGAAUCUGGGCGAGAUGAAGAGGCUGGUGCGGCUGAACAAAGCUCUCGUGCACUUUGCUCGCAAGGAGCAUGGGCAGGCGCUGCAGCUGUUCUCUGCGGUCACUAAAGAGGAUCCCACCAACUCCAUUGCUGCAAAUAACAAGGCCCUCUGCCUGAUGUACGGCCGAGAUCUCGCGACGGCGGUGCGGGUGCUGGAGGACCAAUUGCAGGCGAGCCCGCUGACAGCUGUCGACGAGACAGUGGUGCUCAACCUGUGCUCCAUGUACGAGCUGGCGGCGUCUGAUACGCUCAAUGCCAAGAGCACGCUCAGCAACUGGCUCACUCGUUUGGCUCCUGACGACUUUGACUUUGCCUGCACUCGGCUGUAG